AUGUCUUCGCCACUCAAACCAAUUGAUAACCGGUUUGUGAUCACCGAUUGGAUCCCGUAUUCUUCGCGUGUGUGUCCAACAACAGUGGCGUCCAAUGGCGUGUCGUUUGUCCUGUCGUUGACACUGUCGACAGUACUGACGGCUAUAAUGCAAAUGUAUAGACAGGUGUUGUCCUCAUCGCAGCCGAUGACCAUCUUUGCCGGCUAUUUGGGUUCAAUGCUAUUCCUCCUGAUCCUCACCGCCAUUAGUAAUCUGGAGAUGAGUUUAUUCGGCAAACACUUCCAGAGCAAACUCUGGGAAGUGAUCAUAAGUCUGGUGAUCGCGCUGUUCGUGUCCGGCGGUGUCCAUCGAGUGUCCAUCACCUGCUGUUUAAUUUUCUCGUUCAUUGGCUUAUAUUACGUGAACCGGAUUAGUGCUAAAGUGCAUCAAAUGAAUACAAUUAAUCCCAAUAUCGCUAAUAACCCGACGUCUAAGAAACGGAAGUGAAUUACGAGUUAUUUUAUAUAUACAUUGCAAUUGUUUUGCUGUCUUUUCUAUUAAAACUUAAUUAACUCUAACAUUGAUUGACAUUUUAUUGGAUUUUUAAAUUAUUUUUUGUGGAC
Oppiella nova is the source of this 602-nucleotide messenger RNA. The record is from the annotation of a GenBank genome assembly. NCBI's taxonomy places the organism in Eukaryota, Metazoa, Arthropoda, Arachnida, Sarcoptiformes, Oppiidae.